AUGUACACGGAUAAAGUGGAGAACCUGAACACCGACAACGUCAUCCUCACGAUGAACUGCGCUGACAAGUAUGAUUUUGCGCCGUUGGUCCGGGUUUGUCUGGAGAUGAUCCACAGCCAGCUGAGCGCCGCCAACUGUUUGCCCGUCCUGGAACAGGCACUCCAUUGGCAUGCGGGCGCUGUCGCGGAGAAGUGCUUUAGUUUGUUGGAUAAGGAAAGCAGCGCGGUCCUGAAGUCGAAAGAGUUCACGGCGAUCAGUCAGGGUACGCUGCAGGUUAUUCUGCAGCGUAAUACGCUGUCUGUUGUGGAACAUGCCAUUUACUUGGCUGUUGAACGAUGGGCUACCGAAGCCUGCCGUCGCAACGACUUGGAGCCGUCCGCUGUCCAUCGUCGCCAAAUGCUGGGAGAUGCCUUGUACCUGGUUCGGUUUCCGUUGCUGAGUGGUGCGGAGCUGGCUGACGGUCCGGCCAAGAGCGGCCUGCUGACCGAGUCCGAGCUUCUGAACAUCUUCCUGUACCAGAAUGCCGCGGUGAAACCCUCACUGCCAUUUCCCACGGAAUGUCGUGAAAAUCAAAAUGGCCUGGUAUCAACCGAUUUUCAAGUGGGCGAUGAAGUGUUCGUUAAGCGCGUAAUUUCCCGAACCUGUUAUGGUAACGGUGAAAUUCUGUCCACGGCGUACGGCUGGAAGUCAGCCGUCAUUACUGGCAUGCGUCAAUCGAAAUUGGCAUUUACGUGGCGCAAAAGUGGCCGGGAAGGCAUCGCAGCGCCAAAAGAUGUCAUCCGCGUCGAGGAUGUUACGAUCAGCGAUGAGUCUUUGCAAGAAAACAAACGGUUCAAAGGAUACAAACCUGGCAAAGGGAUGUAUUUCUACGUCUAUAAUGAAGAUAAUGAUUAG
Molecule: messenger RNA, 894 nt
Organism: Paramacrobiotus metropolitanus
Lineage: Eukaryota; Metazoa; Tardigrada; Eutardigrada; Parachela; Macrobiotidae
Product: BTB/POZ domain-containing protein 6-A-like
Exons: 4
Coding region: 1-894 (297 amino acids)
Biological process (GO): neurogenesis
Cellular component (GO): cytosol
Source: RefSeq, a predicted model, not a curated record